Acaulospora colombiana is the source of this 2253-nucleotide messenger RNA. The record is from the annotation of a GenBank genome assembly. NCBI's taxonomy places the organism in Eukaryota, Fungi, Glomeromycota, Glomeromycetes, Diversisporales, Acaulosporaceae.
AUGCAUAAAUCGUCUUUGGAUAAUCCACCUUUAAAUUCACCGCCAACCGCUGCUUCGACAACGGGACAAGAACGUUCCACUCAAAGAAGACCAAUAGUUAGCGGCCCACAGCAAACUCAAGUUAUACAAACGAACGUUCCCAUUCAGGCAAUACGACCAAAUCUUCAACAAGUCUCCAGUGCUCAACAAAAUGUCAUGCAACCGGUGAACCUCAGUUUUUCUCAAAAUCCAGAUCAAAUGAAUAUUAUGCAAGUGAUAAAACAUAAUCCACAACAAACGCAACCUAUUAUGUCAAAUUCAGGAACGUUAGCGUUGCAAAAUGUCGCGGGAAUCCCAAUCAGUAUGGCGAAUUCGGCAAGAGCACCGCCGGUACAACCGAACUCCACGCAGACACAGGUUGUUCCUUUAAUGAACAAUUCUAUUUACGGUUCCCACACAGAUACUUAUAGAAGCAUGAGCGCUUCUCCAAGUAUAACUGCUAGACCUAUUGGAAUGAGUCCAUUCGAAAAUAUGGCAAAUACACCACCGAUUCAACACAGCUUCAACUCUUCAAUUCACCAUAACUCUCAACAGCAAAAUCCAUUGAUGCUGCAAUCUACACGUAUGACAACGCCCGCAGUAACGAAUGAAUUACCUUCCAGUUCAAAUCGCCCUGUUCAUCCUUCCAUGCCAUUGAAUGUCAAUUUACAGGAACAAAGAACACAACCAGCAAACCAAGCCCCAUCCCCGCAGAUUUUAUCUGCUUCUGCCCCGCAUCAAUCAAUGCAGCGUGAACGUUCUAUUCAAGGAACAUCAACAAAGCCAAUACCAUUAAUACGUCCGGCCGAGUCACCUCGUUCAAUUAUGGAUUCUCAGCCUCUUCAAACUUCCACACAUACGUCGACUCGUAAUACUGCUCGUCAAGAUGUUUCAGAUGGUAUUUCGCAGUCAAUUCUACAAAAUACUCAGCCAUUAACUGUACAUUCCACAGUUCGCACCGUACAGCAGACGUCAGGACAUAAUUCUCAUCGUGGUGUCCAAAAAGGAACUUCGCAAGGGAGUUCGCCAUCAAAUAACUCAAAAUCAACUUCAACUUCUCAAAAAACUUCACAUACUCACACGUCAUCAAGGGCAUCACAUAAAUCAUCACACAAAUCAACGCACAAGAUUACGCAAUCACUUUUAACUCCGCAAGAAUUAGAAGCUGCCGAAGCAGUCGAUGCAGCACAUGUCCUUGUCAUGUCAUCACGUCAAAGAGUAGAUCAACAACGAUCUGUAAAUAUGGAUCACAACAUCGUUUCAAGCAUUAAUCAAUACCCUGAAUUGAAUGGAGGUGGUAGUAUUGUAAAUAAUAACAUGAAUGGAAUCGAGAAUAACCAACGUGGUAUAAGGUUCUAUGGAAAUAACACACCUGUAGACUAUUCAAUUUCGAAUGGUAUAAACGACGAGGGUAUUUUAAAAGAAGAGAUCGGGUUGACACCACAUAAUAGAGGUCAUAAGAUGAAAAACCGCGCCGCUGCUUUAGACGGCGGUGUUAGGUUGCGAGCACCCUAUGGGUACCAAGAAGAAUUGGAACCUGUUGAUGUACCCAACGGUUCGCGACACCACAUCAUAUAUCGUAUUCAUAAGGCCGAUGUUGAGAACUUCACAGAGUUUGAUGGGGAUCCAACGGAUAAUCCAUACAAGGACAUCGACAUUAAGGAAAUUCUUAGUCCGCUAAAAAGACCCGAAGAUGCUGUUCGUAAAUCUCAUUGUUUAAAUGUACUAAAAAGUCAACAUCUAGAUUCAUUGGCAACUUCAUUACGUGAAAAAAUAGAGCAAGAAAAUAAUUAUAGGAAGAAAAUUAGUAGAUUAAUGGAUAUUUUACAAGGCGAUGACGUUAUGUAUCAGGACUUAGACUUUCGACUUAAUCCACCUCCGGAAACUGUCAGUACACGUGUGGUUAAAGCAGAAGAGGUUGAAUGCGGAUUAAGUUUUGGAGUCCUGAAUGUUGGUUUGCAAGGAAGCGACCGAAGUAAAGGCAAACUUGCACAAGAGACAAAGGAUCAAGGUUUGGAGAUACUAAUUCAAGUUCGCAAUCAAUUACAAUCCCAACUUGAAUCUAGUAACGAAAUCCUCCGGUCAUACAUCAAAAUACAUGAGGGUUUAUUAAAUGCGAUCCGACGAAGAAAUCAAGUCUAUAGUAAGCUGCGCGAAAUUGAUAAACAACGUAAAAUAGAAGAAAGACGGGAAGCAGACCGUCGCAUAGAUGUAUAUUCAGGUCAAGGAAAAUGA